AUGAUGGGAUACGGGUCUGCCCGGGCGACGAGCCCCGUUGAUGGCGAGAGGGGCUUUAGGAGGAAGCGCUUGGCAGCAAUGGCUGGUAAUCUGUACAGAAGUGGCCAGGCAGCUGUCAGCGAGAUCAAGGAAUCAUAUGCUCAAACAAGAGCAGGACCUGCCGCUGCCGGACACGAGAACCAUGGACGAAUACACAUUCCAGGUGCCUUUCCCGACGUUGCGAUUACCGUUCAUGGCGAUGACCAAAUGGUGCUGUUCCCCUCUUACGCCAAGCAACACAUCAAACAGGAUUGGAGUGAAAUGGCUUCGCACGACCCGGAUGCCCCACCUGGCAGCAUCAAGGACGAGGGCUUCUGGCGUCAGGAAUGGGAGCGAGCUGAAGACGAAAGAGCAAUCGUUGAUGUUGAUGUUCGCGGCUGGAUAUAUACCCCUCAUACCGGUCCAAUGACGAGGAGAAACAGGAUCCUGAUCGGUCUUGCACGGCAACUGAGUGGCAUACCAGCCCCCCGGGCGGACCAAGCAUAUAGUCCGGAGACUGGACUACCACGUUCACAUCUUCAAAUGCACGAAGAGAAGAAGGAACAAGAAAAGAUCGAUUCCGAAGCUCGGCGGAUAGAACAAGUGGGACAACGUGAGAAACAGGUUGCAUACCAAGGAGGUUUUAGUGAAAAGACGACCGAUAACGAUGACCCCCUCGCGGAUAGUUUCUACUAUCCCUCCCGCGGAGGGAAUCAGUCUCCAGACUCGGCCCCUUCUAGCCCAACAAUGCCCGCCAGAACAACGACAUCCAGUACCACAAAUACUAGCGAGCUCAGUGAGAGCGAUCUCAUCCUCGCCAAUGCCAAUCUUAUGGCUCGAAUCGCUCCCUUCAUGACCAAUCCUUCUGUUGCCCUCCCAAUUACGUUUUUCUUUUAUAACGAGACCAAAUCUCAGUCCAAGACCGUCAUGACAAAUGAUGCGGGCCAUUUUGUCGUCCGCGCCGCUCUCGAUUUCGUACCAACCCAUGUCCGUGUUCUCGCAGAUGAGGAUCUGUCUGCUGUUCAGGAGAUCAAGGUCAUCGAGCCAUACGGAGUCAGUCUUAUCAGCGAUAUUGAUGACACAGUCAAGAAAUCCAAUAUUUCUGCUGGAGCCAAAGAGAUUUUCCGCAAUACCUUUAUACGUGAUUUGGCGGAUCUUUCAGUUGAAGGUGUCAAGGAGUGGUAUAACAAAAUGGCUGACAUGGGCGUGAGCAUUCAUUACUGUUCAAACAGCCCAUGGCAGCUCUUUCCAGUCCUAGCCAGUUUCUUCAAGAUCCACGGUCUUCCGCCAGGAUCACUCCACCUCAAACAGUACAGCGGCAUGUUGCAGGGUAUUUUUGAGCCAGUGGCUGAACGGAAGAGAUCUACUCUUACUCGCCUUCUGAGAGAUUUCCCAGAGCGAAUGUUUAUCCUUGUUGGGGACAGUGGAGAGGCCGAUCUUGAGGUAUACACAGAACUCGCCCUGUCAAAUCCUGGUCGCAUUCUCGCAGUAUUCAUUCGAGACGUCACCACACCCGAAGAGACAGCAUUCUUCAGCUCUGGAUUCGACUUUGGCCGACCAAAGACCGCAGGUGCUUCUAAUGGACCUUCAAGAACCGUUUCUCGUACCCCUUCAUACCAAAGCCUGGCCCCGAGUGGAUAUCGAGUAGAAAGGAGACCGUCAGCAGGUCCCACCAUGGGCACAUUGAUCGACUUCUCAGAUGAACCUCAACAAACAAAGGUCGAUCGUAACACAGCCCUCGCCCAGGUGCAAAGCUCAAGCGCAAAAAGUGCCAGCACUGCCGAUCUUCUCAGUGGCCGCAAACCAGCUCCGCCCAGACCAGCAAAACCUGUCGCUUUAAGAAGUGCCAAGUCCAUCACUGAAUUGAACAAGGGGCUCUCUCGACAAAACUCUGAUGAGAUUCCUCCACCUCCCCCACCUAGAAGGCCGGGAGUACAAGCACGAGAUUCUACGGCACCCCAUCCUCUCAAGCAGAUCCACAACUCUUCCCAGCAGAGCUCUAGUAGUAACAACACCGCUUUCAAGAUCCCAGCGCAGAGUCGAUCCGGAUCUGCUUCUUCGGGAGGUGGCCCUCCUCCACCUCCGCCACGUCGAAGAGGCACACCUUCCAGUAUUACCGAGUCCAACCAAAACCCUCGUCUACCACCACGUCCCACCCAGACAUCAGCUAACUUGGACGUGGACUACGACCCCCUUCCACCGCCGUCAGCAAACGCCCCUACGUCUUUUGGCUCCAUGACAGGAGGUUACCGAUCAGAUGGCAACACUUCAACAGGAGGGUCACCCAACAUGGGCCCUCAAGCAGUGAAUAAGAAACUGGAGUUGUGGAGGAGGAGAUUAGCAAGAGCACACGAGCAACUAGAUGGAUUAGGCGUCUCCUUAUAUACAUGGCGACGAGGAAACGAUGUCAUCGCCGAAGCGGAGGGAAUAGUAAAACGAGCCCUCGCAGACAUGGACAGAAAGAGGAGGAUGAACCGAUAG
This is a messenger RNA of Fusarium poae, 2499 nucleotides long. RefSeq lists its product as uncharacterized. The transcript has a single exon. Lineage: Eukaryota; Fungi; Ascomycota; Sordariomycetes; Hypocreales; Nectriaceae. Bases 1 to 2499 code for a protein of 832 amino acids. Gene Ontology annotation, cellular component: actin cortical patch. Gene Ontology annotation, molecular function: phosphatidate phosphatase activity. The record is from RefSeq and is a predicted model, not a curated record.